CUUUCGCUCUCCACGUUAGCAUCGUUGAUUAGACGAGCAGGGAACAGGAAUUCACCAAUAAACUAACAGUUUGACAGUUUUGUCAGUUCAGUUGGAUAAUUGUAUGCGACACUGCGCUUAGCAUGAUUGUUUGGAGGCGGGAGGGCUUCAGAGAAGCAUAGCAAUGACGAGCUGGCUAACGUAGCGCCGAGGUUAGCCAGCUAGUAAACUAACAGCAGCGGCUAACUUCUCUGAGAGGCGGUCCAUCCAGUGAAACAGGUAUGGGUCCAGGGGGGACCAAGCGCGGCCAUGGGUGCGGAGAGCAGCGCGGUUCGGAGCUGCACCCUGGAGGAGCCGCUCCUGACGCUGCCCUCCGGACUCACCAUGCACUCUGCUGUGCUCCAGGAUGGAAAGCCUGCAUCCGUGUUUGUGCACAAACGGGGAAAUGAAGACAAAGUCAACAAAGCUGCCAAGCACCUGAAGACCUUGAGGCAUCCAUGUCUGUUGCGCUUCCUGUCCUGCUCAGUGCAGGAUGGCGGCAUCCACCUGGUGACGGAGCGUGUGCAACCCCUGGAGCUGCUGCUGGACAGCCUGUCCCCAGAGGAAAUCUGUGCAGGAAUCUAUGACCUCUUGCAGGCACUCGUCUUUCUGCAUGAGAGGGGCAAAUCAAGCCACAACAACGUGUGCAUUUCAUCUGUAUUUGUCAGUGAAGAUGGCCAUUGGAAACUGGGAGGGAUGGAUGCUGUCUGCAAGUUCUCUGAAGCAACUCCAGAGUUUCUCACAAGCAUACAGAAUUUGAGAGAGGCCAGUUGUGUUCCUCCAGAAGAGCAGGUUGAGGGCUUUAAAAUGCUUCCAGAUAAUCAUGCUCACUCUCGGGACUGUUUCUCUUUUGGAAUGAUGGUAGAGACCCUUAUUCCGCUUCUUAAUGGCUACGUGUCACAGGAACUGUCUGACAGUCUGAAGAAGACCCUGCAGGCAGGUCUGCUGAACUCCGACCCUUUGUUGCGCCCUCCACUGAGCUCACUGCUGACUCAUGAUUUUUUCAGGAAUGACUUUCUGGAGGUGAUGAAUUUCCUGAAGAGCCUUACCCUGAAGACAGAAGAAGAAAAAAAUGAAUUCUUCAAGUUUCUUCUAGACAGAGUCCAGAACCUCCCUGGAGAGCUGAUAGCUGCACGCCUUGUCCCCAAACUUCUCAACUCUCUGGUUUUUGCAGAGCCCAUGGCAGUCAAAAGCUUCUUGCCUCAUCUUCUUAGGCCAAAGAAGGAUUCCAGCGGUAGUGGGAGCAGUGAAGAAUGCCUGCUGUCAGUGUCCCUUUACCGUAAACACGUGAUUCCUCAACUUCUCAAGCUCUUCAAAGUCAACGAGGAACACGUUCGGAUCGUGUUACUGGCUCACAUCCACAUCUACGCUGAGUUCUUCUACCACGAUGAACUCAAAAACCAUAUCCUACCUCAGGUUUUGCUGGGAAUGAGAGACACCAAUGAUUCUCUGGUGGCUAUGACACUGCAGAGUCUGGCAGUGUUGGUGCCUUUGCUGGGGGCUCAGGUGGUGGUUGGUGGAGAGAGAACCAAGGUCUUUAAACGCACCACACCCAACUUCAACAAAUCUACAGAGGUCACCCCUGAAACUUCACCUGUCCAUAUUGUUGGAAGCUCCCACCCUCAACUUGCCCAGCCUUCAAAAGUCUUGAAUUUGUUCCCCAGACCAUCAGGGACUGAAGGCCUGGUCCUGGGUAACAUGGGUAGCUUAGUGACUAGCAAGGAGACUACAAGAAAUUACCCUCUAACACCAAAAUCCGAUGUCAGCAAACAGAUGUCGCUACCUUUGAACGGCUUUGGUCAGGGCAGUGAGUUGGAGCCACUUUCUUACAGCCCAGGGCAGGUAGACAGACUCAAAGGUCCAGUGGAAGACUGGCCGAACUGGAGUGACCCUGAGGAGGGUGAGAACCGGGAUGGACAGCCAGUCCAAAUCCACAUUAAGGCUUCAGAGAGAGUGGAUCCAGUCAGCAGCAGACUACCACUCUCACACCAGAACAUGGAAGAGGAGCCAUGGGAUGACUUUGAGGACACUGAACCUACCUCAGAUCUUUCCCCAACAGCUCCUUUAUCAGACCCAGUUAUACUCACUCCACCCAGAGGGGAUGCCACUACUUCUGUGAAACAUGAACCUCUGAGACUGGGAUCCUCCAAACCCCUCAAACUGAGCUCAUCGCUGCGACAAUCCACACAGAGCAAGACCACUUCCACAUGGGACAACAUUUGGGCUCAAGAGGAGAUGGACUCAGAGAAAACACAAAACCCAUCAAAGCCUAAAUCCACAGCGUCACAGAAAAAUGUCGGGAUAGGAGGUUUAGGAGAGGAGUUCACCAUAAGAGUGAAGAAAAAGCUAGAGCAAGACCCAGAGCUGGAUUUGUUUGCAGACAUGGUGCCAGAUAUAAAGCUGUCCUCUCCAAGUCUGCUGCCACUGGAAGAAAGCCGUGUGAGUGAUGCUGGACUGUCAUCAGCCUCAUCAGAAAACACUAAAUCACAGCAGGUGGACUCAUCCAUAGAUACUGUAACUCUCACAGCCAAGUUUGCAGCUACCAGUCUGACUGAGACUGAAACAGAUGGCUGGGGUGAUGAAGAUGACCUUAACUGGGAGGAUGAGAAUGCCUGGUGAUGACGUUUUAGCCGUCUGUCUCAUCUGGAGCGACAAGUUAAAGACUUGAACACUGGAUCAAUCGUAUCCUCCAGAUGCAGCAUUUCACUGACAGUAAACUGGACGUUGCUGCUGUGCACAGAUCCACUUCUCAUUUAACAACAUGAUGCAGUAAGAAUGACAAACAGAAACCACCAGAGUUUUUAUAUCUUAUUAUGUUGGUACCCAGACUUUUAUUAUCAGUUUUUAUUCAUCAAGAUGAUUUGCUUUGGAACUGGAUGCUUAUCAGAUGGUGCUAGACUUGGACAUAAAUGAAGCCAUUCUUAAUUUUUUGCCAACUGAUACCUGUCACCUCAAGAUGAACAAGGAUUGUAAUCAGAGGUGAAUGUCAUCUUGUUUUUAAUUGUUUCUCUAAUUUCUUUUAAAUGUGCCAACAUCACUACUGGCAUGAAAAUCAAGGUACACUUUUUGGCAAGACACCAAAAAGUGUCAGGUUUGAUUUACAGAAGGUUUGCACUUUGAAUGAAUGUGAAAUAAAACUUACAUAAUUUAUUAAUAGCGUUUCGGUUGCUGGUGGAAUAAAGAUUUUACU
This is a messenger RNA of Scomber scombrus (Atlantic mackerel), 3208 nucleotides long. RefSeq names its product SCY1-like, kinase-like 3 (gene scyl3). The coding region runs from base 289 to 2637 and encodes 782 amino acids. Gene Ontology annotation, biological process: protein phosphorylation. The transcript is spliced from 14 exons. Lineage: Eukaryota; Metazoa; Chordata; Actinopteri; Scombriformes; Scombridae. The record is from RefSeq and is a predicted model, not a curated record. Gene Ontology annotation, molecular function: ATP binding; protein kinase activity.